Molecule: messenger RNA, 1416 nt
Organism: Ostreococcus lucimarinus CCE9901
Lineage: Eukaryota; Viridiplantae; Chlorophyta; Mamiellophyceae; Mamiellales; Bathycoccaceae
Exons: 1
Coding region: 1-1416 (471 amino acids)
Biological process (GO): aldehyde metabolic process
Cellular component (GO): cytoplasm
Molecular function (GO): aldehyde dehydrogenase (NAD+) activity
Source: RefSeq, a predicted model, not a curated record
AUGCGCGCGUGUUUCGCGGCAGGGUUGUCGCUCCCGCUGCAGAAACGGCGACAGCAGCUCAUGGCGCUGCUGAAGAUGAUUCGCGAGCACGAAGCCGAGAUGUUGGCGGCGCUGCGAGAAGAUUUGUCUCGAGUCGGCGUGGAGGCGUUGUAUUACGAUGUGAUACUGCCUCGAUCGGAGAUUAAAGCGAUGGUGAAUAACCUGCGCGCGUGGACGGGGAGACGCAGGGUGUGGACGCAGCGAUUGAUCACGUGGCCUUCGAGUCAGUGGACGGAGAAGCAGCCACGCGGUUGCGCGUUGGUGUGCUCGAGUUGGAAUUUCCCAUUCAUGUUGAGUCUGGUGCCGUUGGCUGGCGCGAUUGCGGCUGGGAACACUGUGGUGUUGAAGCCAUCGAACGAAAGUGCGGUGUCGACGGCAUUGUUGGUGAAGUUGUUGCGGCAGUAUUGCGACCCGCGCGUGGUGCAGUGCGUAGGGAGCGAGGUGAAAGGGGAUGGAAUAGACGUCAUGCAGACCGUUCUGAAGGAAAAGUUUGACAUGAUAUUUUUCACUGGAUCCACGACCGUGGGGAAGAUAGUCGCGCGCGCCGCUGCCGAAAAUUUGACGCCGACGGUGCUCGAGCUAGGAGGAAAGAAUCCUGUCGUCGUCACAGAUUGCGCGGACCUCAACAUAGCGGCGAAGCAGUGCAUGUGGGGUCGCACAAUCAAUUGCGGCCAACAAUGCAUCGCACCAGAGUACGUGAUUUGUCAUGAAUCACGCGCCGACCGCUUCAUGGAGUUGUGUAAGACAUGGGCAAAUCGCUUCGUUCCGGACGCGUCCGUCGAUGGCGCCAUGGCGCGCAUCGGUGGUCCUAACCCGGCAUCUCGGAUGGCAAAGAUUGGCAAGAUGCUCGACGACGCGAAAUCGGGCGUUGAGGGCGAUCAGAUCAUAUGCGGCGGAGGAUAUGACGUCACAAGGCGCAUGGUUGAACCAACAGUGGUAAAGUGCGCCAGCGAAAAGUCACCGUUCAUGAACGCGGAGCUCUUCGCGCCGAUUUUGUGUGUCUUGCCGUAUAAAACUCUCGGUCAGGCGGUUGACUUGAUUCGAUCGAAACCCAAACCACUCAGUAUGUACGUGUUCUCUCGAACAGCGUCGAAGACGCGUAUAUUAAUUGAUAACACACACGCCGGCGGGGUCACCGUCAACGGCACGUUGACGCACUGCGCUCACGAUGGAUUACCCUUCGGUGGCGUCGGCGAAAGUGGUUUCGGCAGAUACCACGGCAGAUACUCUGUCGAUUGUUUCCAACGCGAAAAGCCUGUGUUACAAAAGACGCGCGGGCUUGGGUUUUUGGGGUUUGGUUUGAUCACCGAUCCUCCCCUAGUGUAUUCGCCGCCCGCGGAGUGGAAGACUCGCGUCGCUCGCAUGGUAUUGGGGUAA